AUGCUUGAUGUUCCAGUCACACUGGUUGAGGUCCAAAAGGAUUUCGGUGACAUUCAAGGAUGUGGCUGUGGAUUUUACCCAGGAAGAGUUGGAAAACCUGGACCCUUCCCAGAAAGAGUUGUACAAGGAUGUGAUGCUGGAGAACUAAAGGAACCUUGUCUUCUUGGCUCUUACCUUACUCAGCAGCAGACCCUGCGUACUGGAGAGAAGCCUAACAAAUAUGAAAAUGCUUCCUGGUGCUGCUCACAAUCUACCCAACAUCAGAGCCUACAUACUAGAGAGAAGCCUUAUGAAUGUCAUAUAUUUGGAACAGCAUUCCCCUGUAGCAAAUACAUUAACCACCAUCAGAGAAGUAAUGGUAGAGAAAAGCCUUAUGAACAUAAAAGAUUGGAGGCCUUCUGCCAGAGUUUACAGUUAACUAUACAUCAGAAAAUUCACACUGGAGAGGACCCUUCUAAUAAAUGUUACAGUUGUGGGAAGACUUUCCAAAAGAGGUCACAGUUAAUUGUACGUCAGAAAAUUCAUACUGGAGAGAAGCCUUUCAAAUGUAAUUAUUAUGAGAACACCUUCUGCUGGGGUUCAAAAUUAACUCAACAUCAGAGACUUCAUACUGGAGUGAAGCCUUAUGAAUGUAAAGAUUGUGAGAAGGCCUUCUACCAGAGUUCAGGAUUAAUUCAACAUCAGAUGAUUCAUGCUGGAGAAAAGCCUUUUAAAUGUAGUGAUUGUGGGAAGGUCUUCUGCUGGAGUUCAAAAUUAAUUGAACAUCAACGAAUUCAUACUGGAGUGAAGCCUUAUGAAUGUAAAUAUUGUGGAAAGGCCUUCCACCAGAGUACACAGUUAAUUCAACAUCACAGAAUUCACACAGGAGAGAAGCCUUAUAAAUGUAAUGAUUGUGGAAAGACCUGUCAGAGUUCAGAGUUAACUGUACAUCAGAGAAUUCACACUGGAGAGAAGUCUUACAAAUGUAACAAUUGUGGGAAGGGCCUUUGGCCAUAG
Messenger RNA from Phascolarctos cinereus (koala), 996 nucleotides. The record is from RefSeq and is a predicted model, not a curated record. NCBI's taxonomy places the organism in Eukaryota, Metazoa, Chordata, Mammalia, Diprotodontia, Phascolarctidae.